CCCCCCCCCAAAAAAAAUCCUAUAUUUCUGUUUUUCUCUUUGAGUGGGAUAUAGCCUUUCAUAGAAAGUUAAAUUAGAGAGUGCAAUAAAGCUUGACCUUUGUCUUUUGCUUGAUGUUAAGAUAAGGAAAGUGACUGCAAACAAUGGUGGUCACAUUUGGAUAGGUGUUGAAUGUUCAAUAAACCAAUAAAUGUUAUUUACCAAUUUUCUUUAUAAAAAUUAUUUGUCUAGGCUAGUGUAUUACAUUUAUCAGAAGUUAAUCAUAGACCCUUUUGUAUAUCAGGCUUAUCAAGUUGUUCUAUAUUUAUUUUUUAAGACAAAUCAUAUUUCAAUAUUUAAGAUGUUAUUUUAUCUGGAAAGGAUACAUGCUGUUAAGAUUAUUUUAACAUUAUAAUUUAAAAAAGAAAUGAACAAACUGAAAAACUAAUAACAAAUAACAUUAUACAUAUGCAAUAUUUCUAUACUGUUAAGUGAUACAGAUUUUCAUUAAUGUUUUAUCUUUUAAGUCUUAGAAUGCAACAGAACAUGUUAUACCACAUUUAAUUAAGAGGUUAAAAUGAAAUACAUUCCAAAUUACACCAAAAACUGCUGAAUAAAAAGCUACCAUAGGAAAUUAAUGUAAUGUCACCGGCAACCAAAUAGUGACUGCACUAUGGCUAAAAUGAGCAAAAAGCAUAACAAAAGAAAAAUAUAAAAUAUUGUUUUUCAGGUUCUUGUAGUAGUUUAGCUUUACUGCAGAUGGUAAGAGAAAUGGCAUUUUCUUUGUUUUUAGUUAAUGAUUUUCUUACUGCCCUCUUGUUCGUAAACAAACAGGUUGCUAAGCAACACUUACAAGCACACUGCUGCCUCUGGUAAGAGGAGUCUGUCUUUUAUCCUGUUUUAGUCCUCAACUUGCAUUGUUUCUGGAGGUCAUCCCUGAAAGCUUGGUUCGCUCAGUGCCCAGUGGAAUUUCAAGCGCCUUUUCUAUUUUUUUUAAUUGAGAGAGUCACUGUUGGGGGGAGCAGAGUUGUUGACUGGGUUCUUUUUUUUACACUUUCUAGUACCCAGUUAAUUUAUUCUGUGUAAUUAAUGCUUGAAAAUACUGUAGUAGUUGUUCUGUAUAGUGUGCGACUAUACUCUAUGAUUUUGUUUUACAACUGUAUAAACCAUGAUGACCUGCCUGUCUCUACAGUGACCCAUUCCUUAUUGAGUUCCAGAAGAAUCAUUUGGCAAACAAUAGGUUAUUGUUUUAGUUUAUUGCAUCAGUUACAGUAGCCGGCAACACUUUCUUAACUUGUUACUUUACAAAAAACAAGAUUUCUACACAUAAAUCAGUAAAUAAAAAUAAGUGCUCGAUGCUAACAAAAUAAACAGUACUGUCUGAGUGCCUGAAUAAAGCAUAUGGAUGUAAUAUUACACUGUUGCUUGAGAAGCUGUCCUGUGUAAUUUACUCUUUCAUACUGCAGAUAAGUCUGACAUUAUUUCUAUUUUAUUUGCUAGCAUAAUAAGGAAUUCCUUUUACUUAGUACUGUCAUACUGAAACAAGAAAAAAAAGGUGACGCUUGGAAAAUGCUGUUCUCUGGGUGAAAAUAAUUUAGUCACUGCAAACCUGGUUGCUGUUCCUCAGAGUGCAAGUUCCAUUGCUAUUAUUUCUUCCCUGUGAAAACUGAAUGGGAGCUUGAGCUCAAACUCACUGCAUUAGAGUGAGUACUGAAAGCAUUGUAUCAAAAGAAAGCAUUAAUGAGGGACUUAGUCUGGGGAUUCAAGCAAAAACAAGCUGCCUUAAUUCAGGCAUUGCUGGUGGAGGGAGACUAAGAAUACAGAAUAGACACAAGUAGUUUCAUGUUUCCGAGCUGAGAAGUUACACACUGUGUGAAGAAUGUAACUGAGUCAGAACUUUUUGAUUUGUUUUAUCAAAGCAUUUUGCUGAAAGUAUGGUUUUAUUUUCCAUUACAUCUUCAGGGUUCUCACACUCUAAUAGUUUUAAUGUUCAAGCAAUCAAAUUUUAAUAAUUCCCAUGCUUACAAAAUGACCACUGAUAUUUGAUUUUUCAAAGGAACCUUUUCCAAAGAGGUUUCCAAUUCAAGGACAUACAUAAUGCAGCACUUCUCGUUUGGUUUGAAUUUCUCAAAACGACAGAAUGCAAUGAAGCUGAAUGUGAGUAAAAAUCUGUUUAGCCUUGCUUGCUGUUUUCUCUAAACAGGUUCAACGAUUGUGUGACUGGCUCACACAAUAAGCUCAGUCUUUGUUAGGUGCUGCUGAAACGAAGUAAAUCUUUCUGAUUUCUGUCGCAGUGUUUUCUAUGAAUUGCUUAAUUAAUGGGGAAGUUUCUGAGAAAUUCCUCUGUUGGAACGGAACCUACCAAGCUCCGCAGCUUUAUAUUAAAACAUCAAGUUCUCCUGUUUGUGGGGAUCCUAACUGCAUCCCCAUGUACAGUAUAUACACAACAAAAAUAUACUGCUCUCUCUAAGUAUUGUGUCUUAGGGAGCAAAAGCUGUAAGGGUAAGGCGAGAGGGAAAGGAGACCUCUGAGCCAAAAGAUUUUUCUGUGGUCUCACCCCCUUUUCACACUCAACACGUCCCCUCACCCCAGCGAGUGAAUAAGUGCGCUGCUGUUAAAAAGCCCCAAUGUAAAUGAGGCACAGGAGAGGCGGGGCUGGUGCUGCAGUUAGAGCUCCCGUGUAGAUCAGGGAGCGAUGGACCCUGUGGCUCAUUCACCUCCUGUCUGUGGGCUCCGGGGACACACUAACCCUGCACUUCACUCAUGAUGGCCACGCCAGAGGAGAGUCAAGAAGUGACGCUUGGAACUCGCCAGGCAGCCCUAGGAGGCUCGCAGACUGACUUGGCAUUGAGUUGCGCUAAGGAGGAAGGGGCCCACACUGAUCCGGAAGAUGGAGGUGGACCAGCCCCCAGUGACCCCGAAUGGGUAGAGGAGAGAUUCAGGAUUGACAGAAAAAAACUGGAAACUAUGUUGCAUACCCCUCAUAAUGAAAACAUUGUGACCGGUGAAGAAUUCUUUCAAAAAGUGAUGGUGGAGACCAAUACACAGAUUAAAUGGCCUUCCAAAUUGAAGAUUGGGGCAAAGUCAAAGAAAGAUCCUCAUGUUAAGGUAGAAGGGAAGAAAUACAAUGUCCUGGAGGCCAAGAAGAAGAUAUUAGAACUUUUGGAGACAAAGGUAAAUAAAGCGACUCUGAAGAUGGAUGUGGCUUACACAGAGCAUUCCCAUGUGAUAGGGAAAGGGGGCAGCAAUAUUAAAAAAGUCAUGGAGGAGACAGGGUGUCACAUACACUUCCCAGACUCCAACCGCAACAGUGUGAAUGUGGAAAAGAGCAAUCAGGUUUCAAUUGCUGGGCCUGUGUCUGGUGUGGAAUCUGCCAGGAGAAGAAUAAGGGAACUUCAGCCUCUGGUUCUGAGCUUUGACCUGCCUGUGGGCAUGGUUCCUCAGACCGUACCUGAUGUGAAUUCUCCAGUGAUUCAACACAUAGUCCAGACCUUUAAUGUCACCAUCUCCUUUCGACAGCAGCCAAAGUUCUACAGCACUACCUGCACAGUGAGGGGCCUGCAGGGCAACUGCUGUUCUGUCAAGAAGGCAACGUGUGUGUUGAUUGAGCUGCUGAUUGGCGCUGAUGUCAGCGUCACUGUGAGUACACAGCUCGACAUCACCUCCCAGCAGCACCUGUUCUUAAUCGGCCAGAACGGCGCCAACUUCAUCAAUAUUAUGCACAUGACCCAGACUCAGAUUGUCCUUCCUGAGUUGAACGCUCCUCAGAGCCGAUCCAUGCUGUUGAUACAGGGAACCACAGAUUCUGUUUGUCUGGCCAAACAGCAGCUUCUGGACUGUCUGCCAAUUUGCUUGAUGUUUGACAUGAAAGAAGAUGGAGAUGUGGAUCCUUCCAAGCUCAGCCAAAUGAUGCAGAACCUUGGGGUUUUCAUUAGCGUCAAGCCAAAAGUGAAGCAGACAACCAAGUCAGUUGUAGUGAAGACUUUGGAAAGGAAUGUAUUAAACUUGUAUGAAGUAAGAAGAUUGCUGUUGGGUCUAGAAACCAUCGAGGUUCCUGUAGCAGUAAAGCCUACCUGCGAUAUUCCCUUAACCAAUGGUCUAACUAAUUACUGGCUCAAUCUGAUUAUGCAACAGCUAGGUCUUGCAGAUACAGGAGCUUUCCCAACUCCAGAGGCAGUGGUCAGUGCCCUUUUGCAGGUGAAAACUAGACUUUCCCCACCUCCGGGUCUCUCUCUGCUGCAUGAAGAGGGCAAAGGAUCAUUGAAGAGGAAUGAAACUGAAUGCUUGGAAAAAGCUUCUGAGACUAAGCAUCUGCAGAGCUCUUCUGUGACUGAGCAACCAAAUAAUGAUAAUUCAGAACCAAAAGAACAAGUAGAGGGUUCAAGCUCAACAAACCUUCAAAUUAGGAGUAAACUGGGUGGAAGCAGGACAACCUCACAUGAGUCUGCCGGAUCCCAGAACCUGUACAAAUUAUUGUUAAAAAGUGAUGAGGACAGUGAUGCAGAUACAGUGAACAAUGUUAAGACAGACACCAUGCAAACUACAGAGUCAGGCACUGCCUCCAUGAAGACUGAGGAAUACGACUAUGAAAAGAAGAAACUCUUAGCAACAAGAGCAAUGCAGAAGAAGCCAGUAGUGACAGAAGUACGAACUCCCACAGAUACCUGGAGUGGCUUGGGCUUCUCAAAGUCCAUGCCUGCAGAGGCAGCAAAGGAGCUCCGCUGUGUCAGUCGGCGCAACUACAGGUCAUACCUAGAUAACAGCAGUACCCAGACAUGGAGCUUGCACAAUUCCCUCAGUAAAGACAAGCUCACCAGCGGAAGUAACUCUGAAAACUGGCGGGAAAGGAGAGAACCUGCACCUUCAUCACCACCGCCUUCCUCCUCUUCAUCUUCAUCUUCAUCGGUGUCCUCCUUCCCUGCCUUUGUGUCCUCGUUGACGAGAAGCAGGGCAGACAAAUUUUCCUUCCUUAGCUGCAGUAAUUACUUUGAGAGUGUCUCAUCGCUGAGCAGGCCAAGCAGUAGUACACCCACUCCAACCCCUCAGCAUACUACAGAUCUGCCAGAGCUCUUCAGUCAGCUAGGCCUGGGGAAAUACAUCGACAUCUUCCAACAACAGGAGAUUGACUUUCAGACAUUUCUGACACUCUCUGAUGAGGACCUCAAAGAAGUGGGAAUUUCAACUUUUGGGGCAAGACGGAAAAUGCUCUUGGCUAUUUCUGAGUUCAACAAAAAUAAAAAGAAGUUCCUGGAUCCCCCUGCAGUAAAGCCGGGGUACCUGGAAGGUGGGGCAAGUGGAAGGCUGCCCCGGAUAGUGGACAUGGACAUAGGAAGCCAAAGUAACUGCUGGUAAGGGGCAGCAGGAGAAUUUGCACUGCUGGCCUUAGUGAACCAUCAUGGCUGCAGAGCAGUCUGCUAUAGAUAAGUUCGUCCCGGUGCAAUCAAAAAAGUCCUUGGCCACUUCAUCCAGCUUGAUGUUUCCUUCCUCGGACUGAUCCAACACCCCCGUUGUCUGACAUCAGCAACCAUGUGGACAGUUUUGCUGUUGCCUGAGCUGAUUGGUGGGCUGAUGUUCAUACAAGAGGUGGUAACAAUUGCCUUUUAUUGACUCCUUUGGAAAUGUCUUGGUGCUGCUGCAUAUAAUGUUGUGGAAUUCAUCAAGCUGCAACAGUUGUGUCCUAGGAAAUAACCCUCAAAAUAAAGAUCACCCACUGGUGCUGUUUCUGUGUGUCAGUAGAGCUGAGGAAUCUGUUACAGAAGACUAUGUCAAGAGGAAAACCUUCACCUUACACGCAGUGGUUGCCAAGACACGACACUUCAGGCGCUGUAAAAUAAACCGCACACAGGGAACUUUUAUCAAAGCUUCGUUUUCCAAUUGUGUUUUAUUUUUCUGUGUCAGCUUCUGGUCCUGUCCAGCAGCUUAUCUUGUCUGAUCACAAAAUUCAAAUUCAUACAGUGAAGAUAUUUUUUAUGAAUAAAAUUACCAAAGUCA
Lepisosteus oculatus (spotted gar) is the source of this 5970-nucleotide messenger RNA. It is a transcript of the gene bicc2, whose product is annotated as bicaudal C homolog 2. Gene Ontology annotation, molecular function: RNA binding; protein binding. Gene Ontology annotation, cellular component: cytoplasm. The record is from RefSeq and is a predicted model, not a curated record. NCBI's taxonomy places the organism in Eukaryota, Metazoa, Chordata, Actinopteri, Semionotiformes, Lepisosteidae.